AUGUCCGACACCAAAAACGCACCCGCCGCCGACGAUGCGACGCCCACGCAGCGAUACGGUCUGUUUGGCGGGCUCGCCGCGCUCCGCGAAAAAGCCAACAUUCAAGACCGUCUAGUCGAGAGGCUGCUCGCGCAGGUCAUCCCCGCCGAGGAUGGCGAGGUCAGCUUCACGCUCGACGAGUCCGUCGCGCACGCCCACCGCGCGCCCGAGUUCAGCCUCGGCACCAUGUCGUACAACUUUCGGCGCUUCAACGCCCGCGCCGGCGUGCUCUUCAAGCUCCAGGACCUCAGCGAGUCGCUGCUCGAGUGGCAGAAGCCCACGCAGACGCUCUCCCUCCUCGCCGUCUACACCUUUGUCUGCCUCGACCCGCACCUCGUCGUCGUGCUGCCGCUCGUGCUGCUCGUCCUCGCCGUGCUCAUCCCGAGCUUCAUGGCGCGGCACCCGGCGCCCCCGCGCGGCACCCUCUCCAGCGAGCAGGGAGUCGGCUACUCGGCCGCCGGCCCGCCCCUCGCGCCCCCCGUCACCGUCACGCCCGUGCGCGAGCUCAGCCGCGACUUUGUCAAGAACAUGCGCCGGCUGCAGAACCAGAUGGGCGGCUUCGUCCACGCGCACGACCUCGUCGUCGAAAAGGUCCUGCCCCUGACAAACUUUGGCGACGAGGCCCUCUCCUCGGCCGUCUUCCUCGGCGCCGUCGUCGGCAUCUUGGUCACCAUGACGACGGCGCACCUCGUCCCCUGGCGCUUCGUCCUCCUCGGCGGCGGCUGGGCGCACAUCUGCUCCGCGCACCCCUACGCGAUCCAGCUCGUCGCGGACCUCAAGGCCGGCAAGUUUGGCGACCUCGCCGCCGCGGGCAUGGGCAAGGUCGCCGCCGAGGCCAAGGAGGGCGGCGACAAGGCCAAGUCGUUUGCCGACCGGUGGAUCGCGUCCGACAUGAUCCUCGACACGGCGCCCGAGACGCGCGAGGUGGAAAUCUUUGAGCUGCAGCGCAAGACGCGCCCCGGCGAGUGGGAGCCGUGGGUCUUUUGCCCCUCGCCGUACGACCCGCUGUCGGCGCCGCGCAUCGCCGGCGACCGCCCCGGCGGCACGCGCUUCUUCGAGGACGUCGCGCCGCCCGACGGCUGGGAGUGGAGCGAGAAGAAGUGGGCGCUCGACCUCUGGAGCCGCGAGUGGGUGGAGGAGCGCAUCAUCACGAGCGUCGAGGUCGAGACCGAGGGCGAGCGCUGGGUCUACGACAUGUACGACGAGGACGAGGACGUGCUGCGCCGGUCGCGCGUCGUCGAGCACCCGGACGCCGAGGCCGCCAAGAACGUCUCCCACACGAGCUGGGAGGAGGGCGAGGACGGGAAUGGGUUGAAGGGCGAGUGGAGGAGGAGACGCUGGGUGAGGCUGGUCAAGCGCAAGACUAGCCUGGUGGACUAUGCGUGA
Akanthomyces muscarius is the source of this 1425-nucleotide messenger RNA. RefSeq lists its product as uncharacterized. The record is from RefSeq and is a predicted model, not a curated record. Lineage: Eukaryota; Fungi; Ascomycota; Sordariomycetes; Hypocreales; Cordycipitaceae. The coding region runs from base 1 to 1425 and encodes 474 amino acids. Gene Ontology annotation, biological process: peroxisome organization. The transcript has 2 exons. Gene Ontology annotation, cellular component: peroxisomal membrane.